Molecule: messenger RNA, 331 nt
Organism: Cyphomyrmex costatus
Lineage: Eukaryota; Metazoa; Arthropoda; Insecta; Hymenoptera; Formicidae
Gene: Dpm3
Product: Dolichyl-phosphate mannosyltransferase subunit 3
Exons: 2
Coding region: 1-297 (98 amino acids)
Biological process (GO): GPI anchor biosynthetic process
Cellular component (GO): endoplasmic reticulum membrane; dolichol-phosphate-mannose synthase complex
Source: RefSeq, a predicted model, not a curated record
AUGACAAAAUUACUGGAGUGGCUAUCUUGUACAACAGUAAUCUUUGGCGUGUGGUAUGCUACAAUUACAAGCAACUCUACUCUUGCCAAGGAAUGGCGUGAAAUUAUACUUUUUCUUCCAAUUAUCUCCUUAUUUCUCUUUGGAUUAUAUGCAAUUACUGUCGUCUUGUUCAGGGUAUUCACUUUUAAUACCUGUGAAAGUGCAGCUAUCGAACUUCAGCAACAAAUAGAAGAAGCUAAAAGAGAUCUUCAGAGCAAAGGCGUAAUAUUACAAGGGACUGAUGUUUCAACUUCAUAAAACUUUUAUAAAUAGUAUAAUGUAAAAUAUAAAA